AUGUCGGCUUUUCGUCUUCUCGCUUUGGUGGGAAAACACGUCCGACACGAGAAGACUGUGAAAUUGAUUCGGAAUCCACAACGGUAUGGUCUCAUCAAAGCUCGGAUGGUUGGCGCCCGGGCAGCGAUGGCAGAAGUCCUCGUAUUUUUGGACAGUCACGUAACCUGCACUCCAAAAUGGCUCGAACCUCUUCUGAUUCGAAUGGUCUCAUUUCGAGCUCGCGUGAACCACACCGUGAACACUGGAAAUCACAGAGACGACGAUUCAGAUCUAAACGCAGAACGUCUGAUUGUCAGUCCAAUCGUGUUUGACAACAAGGAAAAAGGAGAUAUCAACCGUCCGCUUUAUACGGGCGGAUUUACUUGGAAUCUCACUUUCCGGUGGGAGUAUCCCCCGAAACCGACUGCUUCGCAUAAUGCCGCCUUCGAACCUCAACUUACACCGGCCAUAUCCGGUGGUAUAUACGCCAGUUGGCGUCGCGCGUUUUUUGAGAUGGGCGGUUAUGACGAGGAAAUGAAUAUUUGGGGUGGGGAAAACAUUGAACUCUCCUUACGAACAUGGAUGUGUCAUGGUCAAAUGGAAAUUAUCCCGUGCAGUCGAGUGGGACAUCUAUUUCGCAAAAAACACCCAUACUCGUUUCCCGAAGGUAUUGAGCAGACUGUGGUGAAAAACCGGAAACGCGUGGCUCUUGUCUGGCUCACACAUGUCGAAGAUACGGAACAGCAUCGACCUCAGGAAAUUAAGGAUUAUCUCAGCUUGUUCUACGACGCUUCACCAACGGCCGUUGAGGUUGACGCCGGAUCAGUGCUUGAUCGAAAAGAACUGGCCAAACAACUCAACUGUCGAUCAUUCAGAUGGUUUUUGACCAACGUUUAUCCCAAACUACUUGAAGAAAUCGAACUGAAUACGGAGCAGUGA
Echinostoma caproni is the source of this 918-nucleotide messenger RNA. The record is from the annotation of a GenBank genome assembly. NCBI's taxonomy places the organism in Eukaryota, Metazoa, Platyhelminthes, Trematoda, Plagiorchiida, Echinostomatidae.